Molecule: messenger RNA, 4077 nt
Organism: Nematostella vectensis (starlet sea anemone)
Lineage: Eukaryota; Metazoa; Cnidaria; Anthozoa; Actiniaria; Edwardsiidae
Product: methionine synthase
Exons: 36
Coding region: 116-3925 (1269 amino acids)
Biological process (GO): pteridine-containing compound metabolic process
Molecular function (GO): methionine synthase activity; zinc ion binding; cobalamin binding
Source: RefSeq, a predicted model, not a curated record
CGUACGCGCGCUGGCUCUCAUGAAGACCUCAGCUGUCUGGCGGGUUAUACUGUAUUUCUGCGGUCUAUUUACAACUCGCUCUACCUUGGUUUUACCUUAGGAUUUCCUGCUAGAUAUGCCUCCAACAGUUUCAGGGAUCAAUAUGGAUCCAUAUGUAUCAGGUGCUGGCGCGGAUGUGAAAUCCCGAAUUGAGGCAACAUUAAAGAAAAGAAUUAUGAUUUUCGACGGUGGUAUGGGAACUAUGAUUCAGAAGCUACAUUUGGAAGAAGCCGAUUUUCGAGGGGAAGAAUUCAAGAACCACCCUAAAUCACUGAAGGGAAACAAUGACCUACUGAGCAUCACAAAGCCGGAUGCAAUACUAGACAUUCACAAGGGGUACUUGGAGGCUGGGGCAGAUUUUGUGGAGACAAACACCUUCAGCGGAACAAAGAUUGCACAGGCUGACUAUGGCUUGGAAGAUGCGGCCUACAGGCUUAACAGAGCAUCUGCUGAGGUAGCUAAAAGGGCAGCUUAUGAAGUUACAGCCAGCACAGGUGUAGAAAAGUUUGUGGCGGGGGCAAUGGGUCCCACAAAUCGAACACUAUCUAUCUCCCCUACAGUGGAGUGUCCUGGGUUCAGGAAUGUCACCUUUGAUGAGCUUGUUGAUGCCUACACGGAGCAGGCAAGAGGUUUACUGGAUGGAGGAGUAGACGUUCUUCUUGUAGAGACUAUCUUUGAUACUGCAAAUGCAAAGGCUGCUCUUUUUGCUAUUGACCAACUGUUUGAAAAAGAAUACAGCCCAGUUCCAGUAUUUGUGUCUGGAACCAUUGUAGAUAAGAGUGGAAGAACCCUGUCUGGUCAGACAACUGAGUCAUUUGUCAUCAGCGUGUCCCACUCAAGUCCAAUGUGUAUUGGUUUGAAUUGUGCUCUGGGAGCAGUAGAGAUGCGACCAUUUAUUGAGGCGGUUGGAAUGAACACGGAAGCCUACACUAUCUGCUACCCUAAUGCAGGUCUGCCAAAUACAUUUGGUGAUUAUGAUGAAACUCCAGAGACAAUGGCCAAACACUUGAAGCAAUUUGCUCAUGAUGGAUUGGUCAAUAUUGUUGGAGGAUGUUGUGGAACAACUCCUGAACACAUCAGAGCAAUAGCUGAAGCAGUCAGGCCAUACAAGCCACGCAUGCGGCCUGAAGACCUGCACAGCGAUGCAUUGUCUUUGUGUGGACUGGAGUCAAUGCGUAUAAACCCAAGCGUGCUGUUUGUGAACAUUGGUGAACGCUGUAAUGUGGCAGGAUCUAGAAUGUUCUGCAAACUUAUCAAAAAUGGAAAGUUUGAGGAAGCAUUAGCUGUGGCAAAACUCCAAGUUGAAAAUGGUGCUCAGAUUCUGGAUAUCAACAUGGAUGAAGGCAUGCUUGAUGGAGUAGCCUGCAUGACAAAGUUUGUGAAUCUCAUCGCUUCCGAGCCAGACAUUGCCAAGGUCCCCUUGUGUAUCGACUCGUCAAACUUUGAUGUGAUAGAGGCAGGCUUAAAGUGUGCCCAGGGCAAAUGUAUUGUAAAUAGCAUCAGUUUAAAGAAUGGCGAAGAGGAUUUUCUGGAUAAAGCCCGCAUCAUCAAGCGAUAUGGUGCCGCUGUCGUUGUCAUGGCAUUCGAUGAGCAGGGGCAGGCAGCCGACUGCGAGCGAAAGGUAGAGAUCUGCACUCGCUCAUACAACCUACUUGUAAAAGAAGCUCACUUUGAACCAAAUGACAUCAUCUUUGACCCGAACAUCCUGACCGUAGCCACUGGUAUGGAAGAACACAACAACUACGGGAAAUACUUCAUUCAGGCUACACGCAUAAUCAAGGAAACCCUCCCUGGGGCGCGAGUGAGUGGUGGGCUUUCCAACUUCUCCUUCUCCUUCCGUGGAAUGGACGCCAUUCGAGAGGCGAUGCACAGCGUCUUUCUCUAUCAUGCAAUCAAGGCUGGUCUGGACAUGGCCAUCGUGAACGCUGGAGCGUUGCCUGUCUACGAUGAUAUCGAAAAGAAUUUAUUAGAACUUUGUGAAGAUCUCCUGUGGAACAGAGACCCAGAAGCCACAGAGAAACUACUACAACUUGCACAGUCGAUGGGCCCUGGUGCGAAAAAAGUUACCAUAACAGAUGAAUGGAGACACGGAAACGUCGAGGAACGCCUGGAAUUUGCUCUGGUGAAGGGCAUUGAUAAGUAUGUCAUAGAGGAUACGGAAGAAGCUCGUGUGAACACUGACCGGUAUCCACGUCCGCUGAACGUCAUCGAGGGACCACUGAUGAAGGGAAUGGGAGUCGUGGGUGAUCUGUUCGGAGCAGGAAAGAUGUUUCUGCCUCAGGUCAUCAAGUCUGCUCGUGUGAUGAAAAAGGCUGUUGGGCAUUUGAUCCCAUUCAUGGAGGAAGAACGACAGAUGCGGCUUGCAAACGGCGGCGGUGAUGGGGAUUCUUCGCUCAAGAACAAAUACAAUGGCACGAUUGUACUGGCGACAGUGAAAGGGGAUGUUCACGACAUCGGCAAGAAUAUUGUUGGCGUUGUCUUGGGCUGUAACAACUACAGGGUGAUUGAUCUAGGCGUGAUGACAGCUUGCGAGAAAAUCCUCCAGACCGCAAUCGAGGAAGAAGCAGAUAUCAUUGGUUUAUCUGGACUGAUCACACCCUCUCUCGAUGAAAUGAUCCACGUUGCUAAGGAGAUGGAGCGACAGGGGCUCAAAAUCCCUUUACUGAUUGGUGGAGCCACGACAUCCAGGACGCAUACAGCCGUGAAGAUAGCGCCAAGAUAUAGCGAACCCACUAUACAUGUGUUAGACGCGUCAAAGAGUGUGGUAGUGUGCUCGGCGCUAAUGGAUAAAGGAGCCCGCGAUGAUUUUGUGGAGGAAGUCAGCGAAGAGUACGAAGAAAUUCGGGAAGAUCACUAUGACUCACUCAAGGAGCGGCGGUAUCUUUCCAUUGAGAAAGCUCGAGAGAAAAAAGCUUUUGUGGACUUUGUCGACUUCAGGCCGGUGAAGCCCACUUUCCUCGGGAUAAAAGUGUUCGAAGAUUACGACCUUGAAAAAAUAAUUCCUUAUAUCGACUGGAAGCCGUUCUUUGACGUCUGGCAGUUGCGGGGAAAAUACCCCAACCGUGGCUACCCGAAAAUAUUCAACGACAAAACCGUAGGCGAGGAGGCGCGGCGGGUUUACAAUGAUGCCCAAACAAUGCUGAACAACGUGCUACGAGACAAGACCCUACGUGCAGUGGGCGAGCUUGCAUUCUUCCCUGCCAACAGUGAAGGGGACGAUGUCUACGUGUUUGACGAAGAUGACAACCGGACGGGCGAACCCAGGGCUGUGUUCUGUGGACUAAGACAACAGGCUGAGAAGGAGCACGGCGUAACAGACCCAUAUUACUGCAUCUCUGACUUCAUUGCACCGCGUGACUCUGGGAUCAAGGAUUAUGUCGGCUGCUUCGCCGUCACGUGUCUAGGAGCUGAGGCCUUGGCGGAAGAAUACCAAAACGAGCUGGAUGACUACAGUGUUAUUAUGGUUAAAGCUCUUGCCGAUCGCAUUGUAGAGGCGUUUGCCGAGGAGCUACAUGAACAAGUACGAAAGCAUUAUUGGGGUUACUGUGGUGAAGAAAGCCUGGAUACGAAGGACCUACACAGGAUAAGAUAUCAGGGUAUCAGACCAGCUUUUGGUUAUCCAAGUCAACCUGACCACACAGAAAAGCUUACCAUGUGGGGCCUGAUGAACUGCGAGGAAUCCACCGGCAUCAAACUGACAGAAUCUCUAGCAAUGGACCCGGCGGCGUCGGUAUCUGGCCUUUACUUCAGUCACCCCGAGUCUUGCUACUUUGCUGUUGGCAAGAUAUGUCAAGACCAGAUUCAAGAGUACGCCAAUAGAAAAGACAAGCCCGUUCAAGUUAUGGAAAAGUGGUUAUCGAGUGCGUUAUCGUACGAUGCAGAGUGACAUCACCUCGGUCUGGUGACAGUUAGAUGUAUUUAUUGUGCAUAGAGCGUCCCAAGAUCCCUGUGUGAUUAAUUUACAUACAUAGGGGAUACGGCUUCGGUGAAGGGUGCAUGAAACUCGUUUUAAUCUAUACAAUAAAAAAUCAUAAUGAA